AUGAGGGUCUUCAGUUUCGCCAUAAAUCUUGCCCGGUUUCUUUGGGCCAACGUCAAAUCAGUUUGCCGUGCUGCAAAGAGUGUUAUGUGGAUGCUGCUCCCAUUCUACGGACUCACAUUAUUACUCGGAUUCAUCCAAGGCUUUAUCCUCGCCCCGUGGUACACCGCAACCCUAGAGCAGUACGGUCGCUUCCUUGUGAAUAAUCUUAUGGAGGUCAAGAUUAUGGAGUAUUUUGAUGAGCCUUUUGACAGUUGGGGGAAUGUCGCACCUGUAUUUCACAUACCACAAAUCAAGAACCCGCUCAAGUGGACUGCUCAAUUAGGAAUUGUCAGACCUGGGGACUCGGGUUCAGAGAAUGUGGAAGCACUGGCAACUCUGAGCGAUCUAUAUCGAAGAACGCGUCGCUAUUCGAGGGCACCGCAAUGGCAUCACUGGAUUUAUCUGUCAGCGCAGCAAGAGCCUUGGAGACAACCUGACGGCCCGGUUCUGCAUGACCCUUGGGAUAAAGCGUUCGUGGAGCUCUUGGAGUAUAGGGACAAGCAUGAUACCAUGGGGCGAUCAAACUUCCUUUAUGUAUCAUGCCCAAAGAACUUUCUCUGCGGAUCCUGGCGCGUUACUGCUCCGGCACUGCUGCACUUCACUACCGAGGGGAAGAAAAGCCGAGCGUCUAAGAGAUCACCUGAGCUGCCAAAUCAUGCAUCUGUUAACGUACGAGUGUUCGAACUACCCCUACGCGAAACAGCCAUACCCGGUGUCUUCCCAAGCCAUUUUGAGCAGAUGAGGUCUCUCACGGCAAGCAACUCAACCUUCUGGGGAACAAAAGAUACAUACUCCCAUUUCGAUCAAGUUCUUGGCCAAGCAGUUCCAAUGCUCAGGGAAGUAGAAAAAGCAUAUCCGUGGACCUACGGCUUGCUGGUCAAGGCGGAAGACAAAUGGACGCACCUAUGGGCGAUGGAAGAUACAGCCCUGCUAAUGAUUGUCCGUAUACUGUCUAUUGCGUCUUCUGCAGUUCCAACAUACCUUUUCAAGUUCGCCUCGCUACGCUGGUCAGACAGUCCGGGGCCUGGACCAGAGCAUAAGAGCAAAGAUCCCCUGGCGCAAACGCUUCAAAGCUUGGUAGAUAUUUUGAGCGAGGAAGAUAAAGAGAAGUUUAGAAAGACGGAUCGUGGUAGAAGAAUAUUGGCAUUGGCAGAGUCAGGGCUUGAGAGGGAUGAGUGGAAUACUAGGGAAGAAGUUCUCAAGGAUAUAUCUGAUGCGAUGGGGUUAGAUGAGCAUGAACAGAUAGAGGAUUUGUGA
This is a messenger RNA of Fusarium redolens, 1296 nucleotides long. RefSeq lists its product as uncharacterized. Lineage: Eukaryota; Fungi; Ascomycota; Sordariomycetes; Hypocreales; Nectriaceae. Bases 1 to 1296 code for a protein of 431 amino acids. The record is from RefSeq and is a predicted model, not a curated record. The transcript has a single exon.